GGUGGAGGAAGGAGUAAAAACUCUAUAGCCUAGAUUCUGUUCCUGCUCCCAUUGAAGUCUGCCACAAUAAUGCCUGGUGCUAGAUGUGUGAUGACUUCGCUUUUACUACCAACGUUCUUUAGAAGAAAAAUAGGACAUCUGGUGCUUGCCCAGAGCUAGUAGCCUGGUUGGGAGGCAGGCUUGUCCUUUGAGUUUUUAUGACUGGGGCACUUAGAUCUGGCCAGCCCAGCUCUGCUUAUCACAGCUUGGUUGUGUUUGCAUGAUAAUGGUGACUUUUUAAAAAAGAGGAUCUAGUAUCUCUGGGAUCCUCUCUUCAAGAAAGAUGUAAGUUCUUUCCUGUUUCACUCUCACACUGACUGAUUUUUACCCAGCUUCUUUCUGUUUGUGGAAUGCAGGUCAGAUACCAUGUCCCAGAAUGGAUGCCACGUGGCUGAUAAGCAUUAUAGUAUCCACCCUUUUUCCUCUCCCAAUUCCUGCCCUUCCUAGAGUCAAGAGAUCCAUGGCAUGUGUCAGGAAGAAGGACAGAGCAAAACCAGAGGCAAGAUGGCCCAGUCCAUGACAUCUGUGGUGAGGUUCUCCGCAUAUGACAAUGUCACCCACUCUACUGCCACUACCCUGCUUAUGGCCUCAAAUAAUGUGACGACUCUGCCCCCAACAACAGUCCGGGCAAUCAAUGACACCAACAUCACUAUGCCACACAAGUGCCUGCUGUUGCUAUACGAAGACAUUGGGAAGUCCAGAGUCCGCUACUGGGACCUUAUGCUUCUGGUUCCCAAUGUGCUUUUCUUUGUCUUUCUUCUCUGGAAACUGCCCUCUGCCAGGGCCAAAAUCCAUGUCACUUCCAGCCCCAUCUUUACUACCUUCUACAUACUGGUAUUUGUGGUGGCGUUAGUUGGGAUUGCUCGUGCUGUUGUCUCUAUGACGGUCAGCGCCUCUGAUGCUGCUACAGUUGCAGAUAAGAUUCUGUGGGAGAUCACAAGGUUCUUCCUCCUGGCCAUUGAGCUGAGUGUGGUGAUCCUAGGCCUUGCCUUUGGUCAUCUUGAGAGCCAGUCCAGUGUCAAGCGUGUACUGGCAAUUACCACAGUGUUGUCAUUGGCCUACUCUGUUACCCAGGGGACACUGGAGAUCCUAUACCCUGAUGCUCACCUCUCAGCUGAAGACUUCAACAUCUAUGGCCAUGGGGGAAGGCACUUCUGGCUUGCCAGCUCCUGUUUCUUCUUUCUGGUCUAUUCCUUGGUGGUGAUUCUUCCAAAAACUCCUCUGAAAGACCGGAUUUCUCUACCAUCUAGGAAGAGUUUUUAUGUCUAUGCUGGAAUUCUUGCUCUGCUGAAUCUGGUGCAGGGCUUGGGCAGUGCCCUUCUCUGCGUGGAUAUCAUAGAAGGACUGUGGUAUGUAUGCAGGACCCCUCACAUCCUUCCUGCUACUAUAGAUAGAUCCUUGGGUUGGCAGAAGGAAGAGAGCCCAGUUGAGCAAAACUUAUUUAAUGAGUGCGUAGCAUCACCUUCUCCCCCUGCCCUAGGCAUAGUCUUGGAGCCCUCUGCUGUUUCCAUCAUAGAUGGCAGCACCAUGGGGGAAUGUGCUGUGGCCGAUAAUCUUUUAGGACAGUGCAAGUUGCUUGUAGCUGCUGUUUCUUCUCUUGAGAUACUGCCUGCCUUAACAAGGGUCUUAAUUCUUUUUCCUGAUUCCAGGUCUGAGCCGAAGAUCCUGUUCUCCUACAAAUGCCAAGUGGAUGAGCCUGAGGAUGUAGAUGUACACCUCCCCCAUGCCUAUGCUGUGGCCAAGAAAGAGGGUGUGGAUUCCAGCUUCUACUCAAACACCCAGAUCGACACCGCAGCCUACUUGGAUGACGUCGCUUCAAUGCCCUACCACGUGGGCAGUGUCAACAGCAUCGACAGUGACCGCUGGAAAGCUAUUAAUGCCUAAAGCAACCCAGAUGCCCAGCACGAUGCCACCCUCCCUGAUCACACAGCUGCUAGGAUGUUUAUCAGAGACUGGCCCUUAGUCACUUGGUGUGGCUUUUCCCUCUUUCCUGGGGGUUUAAAAACCCAUCAUGGAACAAAAGAGCUCCAGCCCUCCCAGAAGGACCUUUUCUAUCUUCAUGUGAGAACAGCUGAGACCAGCUAUGUUCAUGAAUAUCUAAAUGCUGAACCUUCCUGAUCCUUUGUGUUCCAGAUGUAGCUGUGACCCAAAAGAUGGGCCUGGCUGGCACCCAUUUCUUUCCAGUGACUGAAAACACUUAUGUAACUGGGACGGGAGUGGGAUUUUGAGGUGGGUGAGUUGAGAUUAACUUCUCUGUGACACGUGUAUGAAGCAUUCAGCACAUACAGAGAAAGGCACUUUCUUGGGCUGUCUUAACAGAUCCCAUUUCCCAAGUCAUAUUGUAUUGUAGGAAGAGUGCUGUCUGAAGAGAGGAAAACUGGGAGAGCAGGGCUACUCCCCAAUUCCAGCGGAUACCAAUGGAAAUCAUGAACUUCAGUAAAGUGAGAGUUACUAGGAGUGUUAUGGGUGUUUAUGGGAGAAGGCAUACUGAUGAGUGAACUGCUAAAUGUGCCCUGUGACCAUUACAGGGGCACUGUCUGGCACGACAGCUGUAUCCGGGGUCAAAGAAAGAGACUUUUAAAGAGCCAGCAUUACUAUCUCUAGGAGAGACAGCGGCUAUGGGAGAGUCUCUGAAGACCAUGCUGCUCAGCUGUCCAGCUGCUGUGCAAUUGAACUCAUACUGUGAACUUGUGGUGACAAGUCACUGUGUUUUACACUGAAUUAGGGUUACAUUUUAAGAAUAAAAUUGGCCAAGUGUGAGUUUUUCAGAUCUGCACUCUGCUUUACAAUCCUGACUGAAUUCAGAGCUCCAAAAGGGCUGUAAAGGAGCAAGCUGGCUCUGAAGAUGAAGGCUCCAAAUGAGUUCAGUUGGUUGAAGCAGAGUAGAAGUCCCACAUGAGUCCUGUCUGCCAGUGACCAAUAACUGGUGAAGCCACAGAGUGCUAGGAUCAAGGCAAUUAGUGGUUUAGGUUGGGUGGUAGAUGGGAUGGAGGCAGGCAGGCAAACUGCUAUAAUUUCUAUGGCAGCGUCCGUCUCCUGGACCUGUGUUGCAUUACAGCUUGCACCCUAGCACAGUCACAUUGGCUUCAACAGAUUUUAUAGCUAGAUGUAUUGAACCUAGAACAUGGUUCUUUUAAAACUACCCAGGACCUGUCAUUAACCUCUUCAUGAUGAAAAAAAAAUCUGGCCUGGCUUUCCUGGACUUCAUUAUGGACCUAACACAUGGUUGUUCCACUGAAAGCUGCAGAUGCCGGUCUUGUGGUACCUGUGUAGUUGAUUUGUAUUCAUUGUUGGCAAAUACAUUUCUGCCUGAAGUACUGGGGAGUGGAGGUUCAAAUAUAAAUGGCUGCAUUCCAUUAGAGAUAACAGAGUGAGAACAUUUUCAACAUUUCAGGAUUUUGUGUGUAUUUCUCUUAUGUGUUUUCCUUGUGCCUGGCAGCCAAAGAAAGUGGAAGAGACAAAGACUGUAGGAAAUGCUCACCCUAGUGUGGUAGUGGUUUGAAUUGUGAGAAAGUAGGGUGCCAAUGUGGCACAGCCAGCUUCUGAACGUGUCCAGAGUGGGAAAGGGAAAACACCAGAAGUGAGAACUGGAAGCUAGUACAGGUCUUUGAAUCCAUGCAGGCACCUCAUUUCCUCUUGUUAAUGAUCAGCGCAGCCUGUCUAUGGGCAAGAAGUUCUGCUGCCUUCAUAUUCUGUCCUCCUGAUCUGUAGGCAGUGCUGUGAUGUGAAGAAAAAGAGGAUUUAGUUUAUUUUUAAAACUUUUAUCUACUUUUAAAAAGAAAGUAUUUUCUGAUUGAUCCAGUGUUUGGGUUGAAUUUUUCAUGUAGCUCUUCAGAGCCUUUUAAAUGCCCUCUGUCUGCAAUGACGCUGACAGGUGGCGGCUGAGAUUGUGUUUUUCAAGCUACUUGGCCAGGUUCAGCCUUUUCCACAUUUUCCUAUCAUUGCAGAUAUACAUUCAGUUGCACUGGUAUUAGCAAUGUUGUGGGAGCAUAGGACUAAGGGUGCUUGAAACAUUGCAUCUGUGGGUAGAGUUAGAGGGCAUGUUCCCUGAAAUGCUGGUGGCCUCCUGCUUUCAGCAUGGUGGCUGUUCCUGAAGUUGAACCAGCUUAACAAAAAUUACCUAGGAUGGGCUGGGCUUUGCACACUGGUUCAAGAGUAUCAUGCUCUUGUUUGUCUAGACAUAUCCCAUCCCAAGGAGUAAGGGCUGAGACACUUCAAGACCCUGAAAAUGAGGACUUGCUUGUUCCCCUGGGUGAUGUGAAGAGCAGACUGAAUGCAGCCUACUCUAAAUCAAAUGCCGAAGGGUCAUCUGGGCACAUGUUCAGUGUGUCCAUCAGUUCCCCUUCUCCAAGACUCAGUGUUUCCUCAAGUUAAAUAUAGUCUCUGAAUGUCCCACAUUUGUCUUUUGCUGAGGAGCUUCUGUAGUUGAUAUAGGACCGAUCUUCCCUCUGUUGUCUUUUUAUGUUUGUUAUGCCUUUGAGGCCAGCACAUAAUAUGUAUGGUCCAUGAGCAGAAGUGUGUUUGUGUGUCUGGGGGGACUGGGGAGAUUAAAAACAGAGUAAUGUAUAUUUUUGUUUGUAAAAUAAAUAAAAUUAAGUUUGGCAUAAACUGUAACACCUUCUCAAAUCACCCAGGCUGUACAGAUGUUCUUCAGAAUCCUUUUAAAA
Molecule: messenger RNA, 4706 nt
Organism: Pelodiscus sinensis (Chinese soft-shelled turtle)
Lineage: Eukaryota; Metazoa; Chordata; Testudines; Trionychidae
Source: RefSeq, a predicted model, not a curated record